AUGGUCAUUUUUAUUACAAAUAAGGUGUGCAAGGUCAAGACAUCUUAUUCCGGUGGAAUAAUUGGUAUUGUGAACGAUGAAGGAACGUUGCUGAAUAUAGUUCUCAUUGUUCCGGUGAUUAGCGUGACACAACAAGAGCAAUCUGUUCUACAAAGACAAGUGCAGUCAUUUUUUGAAACCCCACGGCACACUAAUAAUUGGGCAAUAUUAGUUUGUACAUCGCGUUUUUGGUUUAAUUAUCGUCAUGUUGCCAAUGUUUUGUCUUUAUAUCAUUCUGUCAAGAGACUAGGAAUUCCGGACAGACGAAUCAAUCUGUAUGGUGUUGAUGUUGAAGUAGACUAUCGUGGAUAUGAAGUAUCAGUAGAAAAUUUUGUUCGCCUUAUGACAGGAAGAGUUCAUCCAUCUACUCCACGCUCUAAGCGUUUACUUACUGAUCACCAAAGUAAUGUUUUAAUUUAUCUUACUGGACAUGGUGGUGAUGGAUUUUUAAAGUUCCAAGAUUCUGAGGAACUGACGAAUGUUGAUCUAGCAGAUGCUAUCGAAACAAUGUAUCAAGGCAAUAGAUAUAACGAAAUGUUGGUCAUAGCAGAUACAUGUCAGAGUGAAUCGAUGUAUCAAAAAAUAUAUAGCCCUAAUGUGCUUGCAACUAGUAGCUCUCUUGUUGGCGAAGAUUCUCUUUCUUAUGACGUUGAUCAAUCGAUUGGCGUAUACAUCAUUGAUAGAUACACUCAAUUCACGCUUGAAUUUCUUGAAAAUGAGGUUCAGACGCUUUCCACAAAUCGAUCUAUGACUGAUUACUUCAAUUCCUGUCCUAAAUCGAAGUGUCUUUCUACAGUUGGCGUACGUACUGAUUUGUAUCCAAAGGAUCCAAGAAAAGUCCGAGUUACUGAUUUUUUUGGCUCAUCGAGAAUCAUUCGCACUGUAUCAGAACGGAUUGAGUUUGAUGAUGAAUGGUUUAAAGUACCUCCAUUUCACGGAAAGCAGGAUGAGAGCUAUUUUAUUUGA
Thelazia callipaeda (thelaziosis nematode) is the source of this 1005-nucleotide messenger RNA. The record is from the annotation of a GenBank genome assembly. NCBI's taxonomy places the organism in Eukaryota, Metazoa, Nematoda, Chromadorea, Rhabditida, Thelaziidae.